Messenger RNA from Sporothrix brasiliensis 5110, 1590 nucleotides. RefSeq lists its product as uncharacterized. The transcript has a single exon. Bases 1 to 1590 code for a protein of 529 amino acids. Gene Ontology annotation, biological process: transmembrane transport; carbohydrate transport. Gene Ontology annotation, molecular function: carbohydrate:proton symporter activity. The record is from RefSeq and is a predicted model, not a curated record. Gene Ontology annotation, cellular component: membrane. NCBI's taxonomy places the organism in Eukaryota, Fungi, Ascomycota, Sordariomycetes, Ophiostomatales, Ophiostomataceae.
AUGCCCGCCCUCAACGAACGCCUCAGCGGCGUCAAGUUGCUGGUGGCCAUCACGAUUGUCAACGCCAUCAGUCUCGGCUGGUUUGGCUACGACCAGGGCGUCUUCUCGGGCGUGCUCGUGUCCGCCGACUUCAGGAAGCAGUUCCCGCAGACGCUCAAGUCCAACAUCUCCGGCAUCACCUCGUCGUGUUUUAGUCUGGGCGCCUUUGUCGGUGCCAUCACCGCCUUUACGUACGGCGACAAGUUUGGCCGCCGCCGGUCCGUCGUCCUGGGCAUGACCUGCAACAUCAUCGGGGCCAUCCUGCAGAUCACGUCGUUCGACCUGCCCCAGCUCAUCGUCGGCCGCAUCAUCAACGGCUACGGCAUGGGCGUCACCUCGUCCGUCUGCCCCGUCUUCCAGGCCAAGUGCUCCAAGCCGGCGGUCCGCGGCAAGCUCGUGGCCCUGGGCUCGUGGUGCAACACCGCCGCCUUCUGUCUCGUCAGCUGGAUCAACUUUGGCAUCUACUUCCAGGGCGGGCCCCUGCAGUGGCGCCUGCCGCUCGCCCUGCAGCUCAUCUUUCCGCUCGUCGUCGUGCCCAUGCUCUUUUUCGUGCCCGAGUCGCCGCGCUGGCUGGUGCUCAAGGACCGCCACGAGGAGGCCCUGGCCAUCCUGGCGCGUCUCGAGGGCCCCGGGGUGUCGGUGCACGACCCGGCCGUCACCGCGGCCUUCCUCAACAUCUCGCAGACCCUGGCCCUCGAGCGCUGCGACCAGAUGCCGCUCAAGGACGUCCUGCUGUGCCGCGACCAGACCCAGACCCUGCGCCGCCUCGUCCUGUCGUGCGGCACGCAGCUGAUGCAGCAGUUCUCGGGCGUCAACGCGCUCGGCUACUACCUGCCGACGCUGCUCGAGACGAGCCUGGGCUUCAGCGAGAAGAAGGCGCGCCUGUUCACCGCCAUCAACAGCGUCAUCUACCUGUUCUCGGCCUGCGUCUGUCUGCUGCUGAUUGACAAGGUCGGCCGCCGCAAACUGAUGCUCUACGGAUCGGUGUCCAUGGGCUCGACCUACCUGAUUUCGGCCCUGACCCUGCUCGGCGCCAAGAACGACCCGUCCAAGAAGCGCAUCCUCGGCAACGUCACCACGUCCAUGUUCUUCCUCUACUACUUUACGUACGGCACGUCCUUUGCCAAGGUCCCCUGGGUCUUCAACUCGGAAAUCAACUCGCUGUCGUGGCGGACCCGCGGGGCCGCCGCCGCCACGGCCACCAACUGGAUCGGCUCGUUUGCCGUCACCCAGUUCACCGCCACCGGCGUCAAGAACCUGGGCUGGGCCUUUUACCUCAUCUUUGCCAUCAUCUGCUACGCCUACUUUCCCGUUGUCUUUUGCCUGUAUCCCGAGACGGCCCGCCGCACGCUCGAGGAUAUGGACCAGAUCUUCAUCACGCACCCCUCCAUCUUUGUCUUCGGCAAGCCCGCCCUCACCGACCGCAAGCGCCCGCAGGUCUUUAUCGAUGCCGAGAACGAGCGCAUUGCGGCCGCCGAGGCCUCGGAGCUGGGGCAGGAGGUGCUGGACACGAAGGCACAGGCGGGAAGCAAGCACGUCGAGGAGGCGUGA